ACACCGCCGCCGCCGCCGCCGCCGCCGCCGCCGCCGCCUCCGCGCCCGCCCCCCGCGCCCCUGCCUGCCGCGGCAGGCGUCAGCGCCGUGGCCGGCCGGUGGUCGGCCGGUGGGCAGCCGCCGCCAUGGCCGCCCCGGAGCCGCUGCGGCCGCGCCUGUGCCGCCUGGUGCGCGGCGAGCAGGGCUACGGCUUCCACCUGCACGGCGAGAAGGGCCGCCGCGGGCAGUUCAUCCGGCGCGUGGAGCCGGGCUCCCCCGCCGAGGCGGCCGCGCUGCGCGCCGGGGACCGGCUGGUCGAGGUCAACGGCGUCAACGUGGAGGGCGAGACGCACCACCAGGUGGUGCAGAGGAUCAAGGCUGUGGAAGGGCAGACUCGGCUGCUGGUGGUGGACAAGGAGACAGACGAGGAGCUCCGCCGGCGGCAGCUGACCUGCACCGAGGAGAUGGCGCAUCGAGGGCUUCCACCCGCCCACGACCCCUGGGAGCCAAAACCGGACUGGGCACGUGCAAGCAGCCUGGGCUCUGAGGCUGGCCAGAAGGAUGUCGGUGGGCCCCCGAGGGAGCUACGCCCUCGGCUCUGCCACCUACGGAAGGGCCCGCAAGGGUAUGGGUUCAACCUGCACAGUGACAAGUCCCGGCCAGGACAGUAUAUCCGCUCUGUGGACCCAGGCUCGCCGGCCGCUCACUCUGGCCUCCGUGCCCAGGACAGACUCAUCGAGGUGAACGGGCAUAACAUUGAGGGGCUGCGCCACGCAGAGGUGGUCGCCAGCAUUAAGGCGCGGGAGGACGAGGCCCGGCUGCUAGUGGUGGACCCCGAGACGGACGAGUACUUCAAGCGGCUGCGGGUCACGCCUACUGAGGAGCAUCUAGAAGGUCCACUGCCAUCACCAGUCACCAACGGGACCAGCCCUGUCCAGCUCAAUGGUGGCUCAGCAUGUUCAUCCCGAAGUGACCUGCCUGGCUUAGACAAGGACACUGAGGUAGACAGCAGCACCUGGAAGCGGGACCCCUUUCAGGAGAGUGGUCUCCACCUGAGCCCCACGGCAGCCGAAGCCAAGGAGAAGGCGAGAGCCACCCGAGUCAACAAGCGGGCGCCACAGAUGGACUGGAACCGGAAACGCGAGAUCUUCAGCAACUUCUGAGCCCCUCCCUGCCUGUCUGCACGACCCUCGGGCCCCGCCCAGAGUCCCCCAAGCCUCAGCGGACUGGAGGGGGUGCUUCCUCACCCCCAGAAGCUGUGCUGGUCCCACCACCACCCAGGAACCAAUGUGCACCCCAGUGAGCCCCGUCCUGCCCCCCCCCACCUGCUGGGUGCUGGAUAGGGGAGAGGGGGCCCCUCUCGAGGUAGAAGAGAGUGUCAGGGAGGGGCAGUGGUGACCGUGGGCCAGGCCCUUGCUGCUCUGCCCGGGCCUGCUGACUUAAAGGAAUUUGUGUUUUUGCUUUUCUUCCAAAAACAAAAAAAGAAAGAGCUCCAGCUCCACAUGUUUCCACUUACUACCAGAGUCCCGCCCCCGCAGGACGCCUCUCUGUCACUGCAAUAAAGCAAACCUUUCUCUGCAAACCAUUUCCUCCCCACCCUCAGCAGCAGCCAUCCCAAGUGGGAGCCCUGGGCACUUCCAGGGAAAGAGAAAAACGUAUGGGGGCCAGGCUGUGGUUGUGGGGGCUUCAGUGUGACCCUGCGGAGGCCACAUGUGGCUGUAGGAGCUGCCCCUCUGCCCCCUCCCUGCUGGGGGUGGUCACUAGGCCAGGGCCCCACGUUCCUGCUGCACUAGAGCCUAGGCCUGGGCUCCAGGGGCCCGAGGAUGGAGGCCCUGUGUCCUCAAAAAAGGGUGGCCUCUGGACAGGCCUCUUGUCCAGGGGGAAUGUGGCUGUGGGAGAUCCUGCCCCCAAGGGACCUCGCCCACCCUCCCUUUCCUCCUGGCCCUGGCCGUGAACCCCACUGACAUUGCUGUCUGCCGUCUAAGCCAUAGCGCAUGCGCGCCCUCCUAAUAAACAGGCCUUCCUCAGA
Mustela lutreola (European mink) is the source of this 2008-nucleotide messenger RNA. It is a transcript of the gene NHERF2, whose product is annotated as NHERF family PDZ scaffold protein 2. Gene Ontology annotation, biological process: protein localization to plasma membrane. The record is from RefSeq and is a predicted model, not a curated record. Bases 126 to 1142 code for a protein of 338 amino acids. The transcript has 7 exons. Lineage: Eukaryota; Metazoa; Chordata; Mammalia; Carnivora; Mustelidae. Gene Ontology annotation, molecular function: signaling receptor binding; protein-membrane adaptor activity. Gene Ontology annotation, cellular component: apical plasma membrane.